AUGCCGUUCGUCAAGUCUGCCCCCGAUGGAAUCGCCAGCGGUUUCGAUCGCAUUGCAACUGCAGAUAUUGAACGGAUACUACAGCAAUUAACUCCAGACGAGAAGGUUGCACUUCUAACCGGGGAGGAUUUCUGGCACACAGUCCCCAUUCCACGACUAGGGGUCCCAUCGAUCCGGCUCUCGGACGGUCCGAACGGCUUACGAGGAACAAAGUUUUUUGGCAGCGUACCGUCCGCAUGCCUUCCUUGUGGGACAGCCAUUGGCGCGACGUUUGAUCGUGACCUAGCCGUGACGAUUGGCCAUCUGCUGGCGGCAGAAGCGAAGGCCAAAGGUGCCCAUGUGGUCUUGGGCCCAACUAUCAACAUCCCGCGUGGCCCGCUGGGUGGAAGAGGCUUUGAGUCGUUUUCAGAAGAUCCGCUCCUUUCGGGUAUGAUAGCCGGCAAUUACUGUAAAGGCUUGAAGGAGAGAAACAUCGUUGCGACCCUGAAGCAUUUCGUGUGCAAUGAUCAGGAGCAUGAGCGCAUGGCGGUAAACUCACUCGUCACCGAGCGUGCACUUAGGGAGAUAUAUCUACUCCCGUUCAUGACUGCCAUUGCUAUAGGUGAGCCUGAUGCUAUCAUGACGGCAUACAACAAGGUGAAUGGUAUCCAUGCUGCAGAAAGCUCCAGGCUUCUUCAGGAUAUUCUCCGGGGAGAAUGGGGCUGGGAUGGACUAUUGAUGAGUGACUGCUGGUCUCGACCUGGAAAUGCCCGGUCCAACGCGUUGCGCGGCAGUGCUCUCACACAUGCCAUUGCAGCCAAUAAGGUAUCCAUGGCCACCGUCAACGCGCGCGUUCGGGCUGUCCUGAAACUGGUACAGAAGGCCAGUCGAUCGGGAAUUCCUGAACGAGCCCCAGAGGGUCAUUUGAAUCGGGAAGAGGACAGGCGCCUGUUAAGAAAGGUUGCUUCAGAGGCCAUCGUCCUCAUGAAGAACGAGGAGGGCAUUCUCCCACUAAACAAGCGGAGGCGAGUUGCAGUCAUCGGUCCAAAUGCUCAGGUGGCAACCUACUGUGGCGGCGGCAGUGCGGCGCUGAAUCCUUACGAUGCCGUUACACCAUUCGACGGCAUCACCAAUGCCGCAUUGGAGGGCGUGGACUUUUCCCAGGGGGUCUAUGGCCAUCAGAACCUUCCAUUACUAGGCAAGCGUCUUCGCACCCCAGAUGGCCACGCGGGUUUUUUCCUGAGAAUCUUCAACGAUCCACCUACCGCAACAACCAGAGUGCCCAUAGAAGAACGUCAUGAAACAGACGCCAUGGUAUUUUUCCUCGACUACAGCCACCCUGAUCUGCAAUCAAUUUGGUAUGCGGACGCAGAAGGAUAUUUCACCCCAGACGAGUCAGGACUUUACGACUUCGGUUUGUGUGUCCAAGGUACGGGGAAGCUUUAUGUGGAUGGACACCUACUCGUCAAUAAUGCCGACGUACAGACGCCUGGGUCAAGCUUUCUGGGUUGCGGUACCAUCGAGGAAAGAGGGUCUCUUCAUCUAGAGGCCGGAAGGGAGUAUAGAAUCCAGGUUCAAUGGGGAUGUGCCAAAACGGGCAAGUUCAAGGUUCCAGGCGUUGUUGAUUUUGGACACGGAGGGUUCCGAUUCGGCGCCUGCAAGAGGCUUUCACCAGCUGAAGGGAUUGAGGAAGCCGCCAAGCUAGCUGCUCACGCCGAUCAAGUUAUUUUGACGGCUGGUCUGAGUGCAGAAUGGGAGUCAGAAGGUGAAGAUCGGACGACCAUGAGUCUCCCCCCUCAUACAGAUCAAUUAAUCGAACGGGUUCUGGCCGCCAACCCAAACACAGUCAUCGUGCUACAGAGUGGAACCCCGGUCGAGAUGCCCUGGAUUGACCAGGCUAAAGCAGUAGUGCAUGCGUGGUAUGGAGGAAACGAAACAGGAAAUGCCAUCGCCGACGUCAUUUUCGGCGAUGUGAACCCAUCCGGAAAACUUCCUCUUACCUUUCCUCGUCGCCUCAAGGACAAUCCAACAUACUUCAACUACCGUUCAGAAGGCGGAAGGGUUCUGUACGGGGAGGACGUAUAUGUUGGCUACAGAUUCUACGACGAGGCUGGCGUGGACCCGCUGUUUCCGUUCGGUCACGGUCUCUCCUAUACUACUUUUGAACUAUCUGGCCUGGAGCUGACAAAGGGGUCCAGCCAUGAUAUGAAAGUGAAAUGCACGGUGCGGAACACGGGCCAGAGGGCUGGGGCUGAGGUGAUUCAGCUUUACGUGGCGCCGGUCUCACCCCCAAUCAAACGACCCCUCAAAGAAUUGAAGGAGUUUCGCAAAGUGUGGCUAGAAGAAUCUGCUCAAGAGGUUAUCACUAUCCCAUUGGAUUUGGUCCGUGCGACGAGCUUCUGGGAUGAAACAAGUAGCAGUUGGUGUAGUUACCAGGGAGCCUAUCGAAUCAUGGUAGGCACCAGCAGUCGGGGUAACUUCUUGGAAGGCUCCGUAGAGCUCGGUGAGACGACCUUCUGGUCAGGGAAUUGA
This is a messenger RNA of Aspergillus bombycis, 2511 nucleotides long. Its product is annotated as beta-glucosidase J. Gene Ontology annotation, molecular function: beta-glucosidase activity. The coding region runs from base 1 to 2511 and encodes 836 amino acids. The transcript is spliced from 4 exons. The record is from RefSeq and is a predicted model, not a curated record. Lineage: Eukaryota; Fungi; Ascomycota; Eurotiomycetes; Eurotiales; Aspergillaceae. Gene Ontology annotation, biological process: glucan catabolic process.